AUGCCACUAACGAGUCCGAUCAUUGACUUGACGCUAGAGGGGAGCGACACGUCUGACGUAGAGCAUGCACGGGCUGACGUUAGCGCCGCCAGAGCUGACUUGGAGAACACUGGGGCUGACGUAAGCGAUACAAGGACGGGCGUGGAGGAGUCUAGAGUCCCCAUGAACAUGGAAAGUACAAGGGCUGAUGGCGUGGAGCAGUCAACGGCUGACGUGGAAACGACAUCGGCUGACGUGGAACAGUCAACGGCGGACGUGGAAGCGAAGAGAGCCAAGGUGGACGAGGCAAGGACAGACGAGCAGGCCAGAGGGGGCGGGGAGGCUAUGAGUGGUGUAGGGGCGGAGACACGGGAUGAGCGCGAGGAGCGAGCAGGUGAGGCGACGGCAGGCAAGACAACGUCAGGUGGUGAAAUGGCAAUGGGGGCUGCGGAGUACGCUGGGGCGAGGGAAGGGGAGAGGGGAGCGGAUGGGGCGGAGAAGAUUGGCAAAGGGAGGAGAAAGAAAGGACGCCGAGAGGGGAGAGGAGAGGAGGAGGGGACGAUGACAGUGGCAGGCGAGGGACAGGCGGAGGCGUUGGAGGGCGGGCAGAAUGAAAACCAGGAGGACGGGCAGGAGAGGAAAAAGAAAAGGAAGAAGAAGUGGAAGGGCAAGGGAGCAGAAGGAGCAACGGGCGAUGGCGCAGCAGCGAAUCAACUGCAGGGCGACCAGUCGGAACCCCAAGAGAAGGCCCAGUCAGAGCCUCAGUGGAAAUCGGAAGCAGCAGGCGAGGCAGGGGGGGACGCAGGCGGGGAGAGCGUGGAGAUGCGGCGGCUGCUACGGCUGCCACGUUACUUCACACCGGCCGAGGGGCAGCACCAGUGCUACCUCUGUGGCCUCGUGCUCGCCGGGCCCCUUCCCCACGUCUGCCAGGGCGUGCAGCAGGGGGACGGGGGUGAAGGGGGAACUGGGGGAAGGGCGGGGGAGGGCGAGGGCGAGGGGAGGGGUGUGCUGCGUGUGUGGGGGGUUGGGGCAUUCGGAGCGGCGGUGCCCCGAGAGGGUGAUGUGUGUGCGCUGUGGGCAGCCGGGCCACGUGGUCAGGCACUGCCCCUCCCGCACGUGGACCCGGGCGCAGGGGGCGGCUGGGGAGGGAGGGAAGGGGGGGCAGCGGAGUGCAUGCGGUGUGGUGGGGAGGGGCACGUGUUUGGGGAGUGCUGGCAGCCGUAUGACCCCGCUGACCUGGCGAGGGUGCAGUGCCACGUGUGCCUGCAGUGGGGCCACCUGGCGUGCGCUGACCUGGCAGACCCGCCGCCCAAGCCGUCGUGCUGCUGCUGUGGCGCCAGGGGACACCACGGCGAGGUGAGCGGCAGCAUGAAG
Closterium sp. NIES-65 is the source of this 1353-nucleotide messenger RNA. Lineage: Eukaryota; Viridiplantae; Streptophyta; Zygnematophyceae; Desmidiales; Closteriaceae. The record is from the annotation of a GenBank genome assembly.